Talpa occidentalis (Iberian mole) is the source of this 384-nucleotide messenger RNA. RefSeq names its product golgin subfamily A member 2-like. NCBI's taxonomy places the organism in Eukaryota, Metazoa, Chordata, Mammalia, Eulipotyphla, Talpidae. Gene Ontology annotation, cellular component: Golgi cis cisterna; Golgi apparatus; cis-Golgi network. The transcript has 4 exons. Gene Ontology annotation, biological process: spindle assembly; Golgi organization. The record is from RefSeq and is a predicted model, not a curated record. The coding region runs from base 28 to 384 and encodes 118 amino acids.
UGGCUGCAGGGUCACUUUACCGAGCUCAUGCAGGAGAAAGUGGCCUUACAGGACUGGAUGGAGGAGCUGGAGCAUCGAUGUAUCCAGAUGUCUGGAGAGACUGACACCAUCAGAGAAUACAUCGCUCUCUACCAGACCCAGAAAGCAGUGAUGAGGAAGGAGCACCUAGAGAAGGAGGAGUCCAUAAGGCAGCUGGCCCAGAAAAAAGAGGAGAUGAAGGUGAAGCUGUUAGAGCUGCAAGAGCUGGUUUUGUGGCUGGUGGAGGUGCACAACGAAUGGCGGGUGAAGCUCCAAGCACCUGCCCAGAACCCUGCUGCUGAUCCCACUAGCAUUCAGGAUAUUCUGCAGGUGCUGGUGUCUGACCUUAACCGCUCCAAUGGGUAG